Messenger RNA from Daphnia pulicaria, 709 nucleotides. Its product is annotated as protein spaetzle-like. Lineage: Eukaryota; Metazoa; Arthropoda; Branchiopoda; Diplostraca; Daphniidae. The coding region runs from base 88 to 708 and encodes 206 amino acids. The record is from RefSeq and is a predicted model, not a curated record. The transcript has 2 exons. Gene Ontology annotation, biological process: innate immune response; central nervous system formation; regulation of Toll signaling pathway. Gene Ontology annotation, molecular function: growth factor activity; Toll binding. Gene Ontology annotation, cellular component: extracellular region.
AAUGCGGAUGGAGCGUUCAAAACACAAAACAUUCCUGAUCAGAACCCCAGUAAGAUAGAAUAUCUCUCCAUUUGUACCAGCACGAUAAUGUCUUUAAAAUCAGUGAUUUUUGCAUCGUUGAUGGUGAUUGGAGUUUUCUCCGAUCCGGAGCCCAGCAGUUACAAAGUCCCUCCUUCUUACGGUGCCCAGCCCAAGUACGAAUACGUCGAGAUUCCGCACUGCGCCAAAAACACGACCAAGUCUUGGUGCCUGGAAGACUCUGAAUAUCCCCAACACGAAGUGCAACAAGCCCUGGACCAACACUACCAAGCCGUCGUGGCUUUCUACAAGGACAAACUGGCCAACACUGAGAAUUCAGUCGACGGACUGGACAAGUUGAACGACGAGUUUUACCUUUGCCCGAGUUCCACCGAUUACGUCCGUCCUUUCCGGGCCAUCAACGUCGACGGCAAGUGGCGCACCAUCGUCAACGGCGUCGAGUCUUACGGCAUCAAGUACACGCAAACUGCUCGAAUUGAAGAAUGCGACGUGGUCGUGGGCACCACCUGCCCCUUGGUCCCGUCCUGCUACGAGUCCAAAUGCGUCCAGAAAAAUAUUUUCCAUCGCUUCUUGGUCUACAACCCAAAAGACUACACCUUCCCUUUCGCCAUUGAAAAAUUCAAGUUGCCCGGAUCGUGCGGAUGCGUUGUCGGAGCUUUCCACCUUUAAA